AUGGCAUUGCAUAUGGUGACGAGCACAACUCACAUGGUUAAGGCCUAUAUGGGGUUGAAAGAAAUACCAGAGGAAGUAUUCUGGACCGAUUGCCUAGAGAGAGUCUAUUUACAAGGCAACAAAAUAGAAGAAAUUACACACGGCAUAUCGCCAAAUUGCCCUAAACUUACCAGGUUGUUGUUAAAUAACAAUGUCAUGUUGGGAAAUAUCCACACUUCUUUCUUCAGAAAUUUGAAGGUGCUGAAGAAUCUAGAUCUCAGCAACACCCGAAUCGCGGAAUUGCCGGAGUCCGUCUGUCACUUGGACAAAUUGGAAGUACUGCUACUGCGGAGGUGUCGGGCAUUAAAACUUAUUCCUCAUGUAGGAAAGUUGGGACACCUCAGAAAGUUGGACCUCCAAGGGUGUUCAAGCCUUGAUGAAGUGCCGGAGGGAAUGGAGAUGUUGGUCAACCUGAGGUACCUUGACUUAGAUGGCACAAAGAUCGAGACAUUAACACAAGGAGUGUUGGGGAAUCUGGUGAAUUUGCAAUACCUUAUGAUUAAAAAGGUGAGGGCAGGAGAAGUAGCAAAAUUAAAGAAGUUGGAAGCACUUGAUUGUUCUGUUCCCGACGUGGAAACAUUCAAUGCAUGCAUGAGGUUUCUUGAGCAAAAUAGUUCCCAACAAUACAAGCUUGUGAUGGAUGCACCGUAUCACUGCGAGUCUCAGACUUACAGGCGUAUAUUCAUCAAUAGUUGUGACCAUAUCAUUGCAAGCAUAGAUGGAACAAGCAGUGAUCACUGUGCUCUUAUUCCAGAAAGUGUGCAAUCAUUGGGAGUGUCCAGGUGUCAUAAAUUGAAGAGUGUGAUGGGAUGGGAGUGGAUGAUCACUCGCUUUUCAAAACUGGAGGAGAUUAUUGUAUAUAACUGUGAUGAAUUAGAGGAGAUAAUUAGUGGGUCACUACCAAGCGGUGCCACUUGUUUUCUCACAUAUCUCGAAGUAAACGGAUGCAACAACAUGAAGAGGCUGCUGACGCAAGACAUAUCGCUUCACCUCCUUUUCCUCCUAGAGAUAUCAAUCGAAGACUGCAAGGGCAUAGAGGUGAUAAUAGGCACUGCCAACAUGACGCACUCUUUCCCAAAGUUAAUUCACCUGGGUCCAUGGAAUCUUCCGGAACUGAAGAGCAUAUGUGAUGGGACCAUGGGUUGCAAUUCCCUCCGGUGGAUUUCUAUAUACAAUUGUCCGAAACUAAGGAGGAUUCCUCUGCAGCUGUCCCUACUUGACAAUGGGCUCCUUCUCCUCCCCCCUCUCUUUGGGAGAUUCGGAUAG
Molecule: messenger RNA, 1305 nt
Organism: Eucalyptus grandis
Lineage: Eukaryota; Viridiplantae; Streptophyta; Magnoliopsida; Myrtales; Myrtaceae
Product: probable disease resistance protein At1g12290
Exons: 1
Coding region: 1-1305 (434 amino acids)
Molecular function (GO): protein binding
Source: RefSeq, a predicted model, not a curated record